AUCCGGGUUCAUCCGACACCAGCUGCCUCCGCCAUGCCGCCGAAGUUCGACCCCAACGAGAUCAAAGUCGGUGCGUGUUUUAACUGUGGCCGGGGCUGCGGGAAGGCAUCCGUUUUCCCAGCAGCCCGUCGGGCCUGCGGCCCCUCCGCAAUUCCUACUUUUACCGCGUCGCGCUAUUAAGCUGCUGCCUACUAGAGGCCUUUCCGGUGCCGUGUUCAGGGCGCCGGGAAGUCCUAGCCAAGCCUCUUACUCUUUCUGGGCCUCAGCUUCCCCACGUGCAAACGGGGAGGGAGGACCGGAGCACCUGUGGCGGCGAUGCAGCCCGCACGCGUAGGGUAAGUAUACCUGAGGUGCACCGGUGGGGAAGUGGGUGCCAUGUCUGCCCUGGCCCCCAAGAUCGGACCCCUGGGCCUGUCUCCAAAAAAGGUUGGUGAUGACAUCGCCAAAGCAACUGGUGAUUGGAAGGGUCUGAGGAUUACAGUGAAACUGACCAUUCAGAACAGACAGGCCCAGAUUGAAGUAGUGCCUUCUGCCUCUGCCCUGAUCAUCAAAGCCCUCAAAGAACCGCCAAGAGACAGAAAGAAGCAAAAAAACAUUAAGCACAGUGGAAAUAUCACAUUCGAUGAGAUUGUCAGCAUUGCCCGACAGAUGCGGCACCGAUCUUUAGCUAGAGAACUCUCUGGAACCAUUAAAGAGAUCCUGGGGACUGCCCAGUCUGUGGGGUGCAAUGUUGAUGGCCGCCACCCUCAUGACAUCAUAGAUGAUAUCAACAGUGGUGCAGUGGAAUGUCCGGCUAGUUAAGAACUACAAAGGAAAAGGACUCAAUUAAAAAUCAUUUGACAAGCAGCGGACUUUUUGAUGUGGCCUUCUCCUUGGGGAGCUAGGUUCUUUGUGGUCAGGUGGUUGGUGGGACCAAGGUGGGAACCUGUGGAAGCACCAUUCUGGGCAUCUGUUAUCUUACCAGUAACAGAUUUCUGCCCUCUGUGGCAGCAGCUCAUAAAAGACAUCUAGAA
Molecule: messenger RNA, 1013 nt
Organism: Eptesicus fuscus (big brown bat)
Lineage: Eukaryota; Metazoa; Chordata; Mammalia; Chiroptera; Vespertilionidae
Product: 60S ribosomal protein L12
Exons: 7
Coding region: 376-801 (141 amino acids)
Biological process (GO): translation
Cellular component (GO): ribosome; cytosolic large ribosomal subunit
Molecular function (GO): structural constituent of ribosome; large ribosomal subunit rRNA binding
Source: RefSeq, a predicted model, not a curated record